Molecule: messenger RNA, 834 nt
Organism: Pistacia vera
Lineage: Eukaryota; Viridiplantae; Streptophyta; Magnoliopsida; Sapindales; Anacardiaceae
Product: L-type lectin-domain containing receptor kinase IX.1-like
Exons: 1
Coding region: 1-834 (277 amino acids)
Biological process (GO): protein phosphorylation
Cellular component (GO): plasma membrane
Molecular function (GO): protein kinase activity; ATP binding
Source: RefSeq, a predicted model, not a curated record
AUGAGCAGGUUAGGCGGCCUAGUUGCUGUAAAGAGAAUACUGGCUGAAUCCGAACUGUAUGAGUCACUUUUUGUCAAUGAAGUGAAGAUUAUCAGUCGAUUAAAACACCGAAAUCUGGUGCAAUUAAUGGGGUGGUGUCAUGAAAAAGAUGAGCUUCUACUUGUGUAUGAGUAUAUGCAAAAUGGCAGCCUUGAUUAUCAUCCAUUUGGUAAUCAAAAACCUCUGCCAUGGAGUAUCAGAUACAAAAUAGCAUUAGGCUUGCCUUCAGCCCUACGAUAUCUCCAUGAAGAGGCCGAGCCAUAUGUUCUGCAUAGGGAUAUAAAAUCAGCAAAUGUAUUACUGAACACGGAUUUCAGUACCAAGCUGGGUGACUUUGGGGUGGCAAAGGUUGUGAAUUCUUGGUCACAAAAUCAAGCAACCAACGUAGUGGGGACAGUCGGCUACUUGGCCCCUGAAUAUCUAAGAGAUGGCCGCGCCACUAAGGAAUCAGACAUGUUUAGUUUUGGAAUUGUAAGUUUAGAAAUUGCAUGCGGGAGGCGAGCAGACAGGGAGCCAUUGAUAAAGUCAGUUUGGGAACUCUAUAAAGCAGGAAACAUUAUCCAAGCAGCAGAUACGAGACUAGAAAUGAAGUUUGAGAGCAGAGAAUUGGAAUGCUUACUAAUUGUGGGAUUAUGGUGCACACACCCAGUCGACAUGGAGAGGCCAUCUGCAGGACAAGUAAUUCAACUUCUCAAUUUUGAAGCAACACUGCCAGAGCUUCCUCAGGAGUUGCAUGAUCCUGCAUUUGUUCCAAGGCCACUGUCUCCAGAUUCAGAUGACUCAUCAGAAGCAUGA